AUGGUAGAAAAAGAAGGUGUUCAAUAUUUAUUUGAUAUUGCUAGAUUUGAUGAUGAUUUUAUCUAUUUAUUGAUUAUUAAAAUGGAAAAUGGUGUAAAAUCAUAUUUUGAUAUCACUAAUGAAAAAUUAAAGGUUAAUAAGAAUCAAGAAAUUAAAUGGCGUAAUUUUGAUCUUGAAGGAAAUUUGGUUAAAUGUUUAAAGUUUGAUAAAAAGGAAAGUUAUGAAAUUACUUAUAAUGGAAAUGUACUCAUUAAUAUUUUUAAAG
Messenger RNA from Dentiscutata erythropus, 265 nucleotides. The record is from the annotation of a GenBank genome assembly. Lineage: Eukaryota; Fungi; Glomeromycota; Glomeromycetes; Diversisporales; Gigasporaceae.